Messenger RNA from Filobasidium floriforme, 2115 nucleotides. RefSeq lists its product as uncharacterized. Lineage: Eukaryota; Fungi; Basidiomycota; Tremellomycetes; Filobasidiales; Filobasidiaceae. Gene Ontology annotation, molecular function: single-stranded DNA binding; DNA replication origin binding. The transcript has 7 exons. The coding region runs from base 1 to 2115 and encodes 704 amino acids. Gene Ontology annotation, cellular component: nucleus; replication fork protection complex. Gene Ontology annotation, biological process: DNA replication; DNA replication initiation. The record is from RefSeq and is a predicted model, not a curated record.
AUGGAUCCCGACGAACCAGAAUCCGCAAGACUCGACCGGGAGAUCGCGGCGCUCCUGCAGAAAAAGGCGGCGGCUCAGGCUAAAGAGCAACAACGAGCCAAAGUCGAAACCGCUCGACGAGCCAACAUCUUGGUCGAGAACAGUCCGGUCAAGAAAAAGACUCCUGCUCAGUAUCAUGCGGCACUUUACGAACAGGCACCUAUCAGACAACCCAUCUUCAAUCACAACCGGUUGACCAACCCUAUACCCCAGGCGGGACCUUCUAAACUCAUCUCGCAAUCACACGCCCAGCCAUCAGCCCUAUCUUCCGGACCUUCUCGUCUUUCGUCCGCGCUUCAUCGAGCCCGUCAAGACGAUACACCUGGAAAUUCUGAUGCCGACGGCGAUGAUGACAUCAGCAGCAGGUCUGGCAAGAAGAGGGAUGAGGUGGAUAUGACGGUCGUAGAGAGCUUGACCAUGGGUCCGAAAGACUAUGGGAUGGAUGCCCUUGGAUCGGAUGAAUGGAGGUGGACCGAACCUAAUAGUGGUAUCAAUCUCAAGGAGCGUCUCAUGCCUCAUGCCCAAGUCCAGAACCACCUCGCCGACCGGUACAUCCUCUCUCCCUCCCAGAUCUACUCGAUCAUGCGCCUCUCGAGCGAUAAACAACAAUACACGCUGCCCGUAGAUGCCGGGUGGGCGGUCAUCGGGGUCGUCUGCCACAAGGGGGAGAUCAAAGUGACUCAGGGCAAGAGGAAGGAAGACAAGAAGAAGAAGGGUAAAGGACGGGCGAGCGACGAGGAAGGCGACGAGGAUGAUGAUGAAGAGGACGAAGAUGAGGAUGAAACGGAUGGGAAACGACAAAAGAACGGUCAAGGUCCAGGGGAAUGGACCAAGAAGAAGAAGACCGGGAACAACGCCCCCGCUUCGAAAUUCAUCACCAUCAAGAUCUGUUCCCUCCCCUCCCGCUCUCAACUCUCCGGGUCCACCUCUGCUUCACAGGGGGACGCGAUCAUGAACGUCAUGCUGUUCGAAUCCGACUCGGAUGAGACGCUACCUCUGUCUUACCCAGGGGAGCCUCUGAAGAGACGGUAUAGAGGCGGGAGUGGGGGUGCGUUUGAGGUCUGGUGGAAGUUGGCUGUAGGGGCGGUAGUGGGGAUCAUAAGUCCGAGGAUCUUGAAGCCGUUCGGGGCAGGGAACAAAGGUCCUCAUCCACUCACUCAUCCUGUAGGUCUCACACCUUCGUCGGCGGACGACAUCUUCCUCAUCGGACGAGCUCGGGAUCUGGGAACGUGUGCCUCCAUCAAGCGGGAUGGGAAGCAGUGCACCGAAUGGGUUGAUUUGCGGGUACAUCAGCAUUGCGAGUAUCAUGUGGUCGGAGCGAUAAAGCAGAUCCGAGGAGGAAGAGCAGAGUUUGCCGGAAGCACGGGCGGAUUCCAACUCGCCAUGAAGGCUGCCGCACCGAUGUACAGGCGAGGCAAAGGCGGGCAAGACGAUGGUAGAGAGCGGAAGACCCGACCGACGAACCAGAUCCUACCUAAGCGCGGGUUCGAUGACGGGACGGGUCAGACGUAUAUCGUCGGCGGUCGUGCGAUCUCGGAACGCAAGUCUUCGAGGUUCGCCGACGAACACGUGGUGGAACGGAUGGGUCGGGAAAAGCAGACCAACCUGAGACGCAAGAACGAGGCGGCGGCUAGGGAAAAAGAGCUGGACAUGUUGAUGGGUUCAAACAAUGGGACCACAGGGGCCAAGUACCUCGAGGCGGCCAACAAGCUCAGACGAGACGACCAGAAGGACAAGAAGGAAUUGCAGAAAAAGGCGGUCGAGCAGGGUCUAGGGGACACGUUGAAGCCGAGACCGUUCCACGCGAGCGCGAUCAAGUUGAUAGGUUUUGAUCCGACGACGGCGCAGAACGAGGGCGGGUUGAUGGUCGAGAAGGGGGAAGAGGGAAGAAAACGACUCGAAGCCAUCGCUUCUCUCCGCAGUAACGCUCGACCGGCUGCACGCCUUGGCAAUAUGGCAGGGAUGAAGUCGAAGUCGAACGCAAGCAAUCCACUCGAUCGACAUCGGCAGGUCCCAACACAUACCGCAUCGACGGAGGAGCCCAUGAUCGACCUGACAGAUUCGGAUGAUGAUUAG